CGACCAGACAUCCGCGCUCCGAUCCUUGAGAUCAACCUCAAAAAUGACAGCCUCAUUACGCCAGGGUACAUCUUCAUCGCCCCAUACUUUGGCGAUGUACCGGGGCCUUACAUCUACGACACCAAUGCUAACCUGGUAUGGAGCGGCGCCGACGGCUCUACCACCGACAUCUUCCAAGACCUGCACGCCUGCGCAUACAACGGAUCCGACCACCUGUGCUACUUCCAAGGCACGCAGAUCGGCGGGUACGCGCGGGGACAGCAUGAGAUCCUGGACAGCAGCUACAGCCCGGCGGCGACGGUGCGCAGCGGCAACGGGCUGGAGAUGAGCGACAUGCACGAAUCGGCCGUGAUCAACGGCACGAGCAUGCUGAUCCCGAUCUACCAGCCGCGCACGGCCAACCUAACGGCCUACAACGUGAGCGCCGACCCCGGCUGGGUGAUCGACGGGGUCUUCCAAGAGAUCGAGAUCUCUUCGGGCGCCGUGCGCUUCCAAUGGAGCAGCCUGGACCAGCAGAUCCUCCCGGGGGAAUCCUACACGCCCCCCGGCCUGAACCCGGUGGUCGGCAACGGGACCAGCAACGCCACAGCGUGGGACUACUUCCACCUGAACUCGAUCGACAAGAACGGCGCGGGCGACUACCUCAUCUCGUCGCGGCACACCAGCACCAUCUACAAGCUCUCCGGCACCACGGGCGCCGUCCUCUGGCGCCUGGGCGGCCAGCAGUCCACCUUCGCGCAGACGAACUACAACUUCUCCUCGCAGCACGACGCGCGCUUCCUCGCCGAGAACGCCACCACCACCAUCCUGUCCCUCUUCGACAACGGCAGCGACAACUACCGCAACACCUCCGCCACCUCGUCAGGCAUGAUCGUCGCCCUCGACCAUUCCACCAACUCGUCCACCUUGCUGCGGCGCUACGACGCCCCCGUCGCCCCGGGUAUUAGGGCGUGGAGCCAAGGCAGCUGCCAGAUCUUGUCCUCGGGGAAUGCAUUCAUCGGGUGGGGCAGCACCCCGGCCGUCUCGGAGCAUCUCGAGGACGGCACCCCGGUGUUCUUUGCGUCGGUUGCCGAUGAGCAUUCUAUGAAUUACCGCGCGUACAAGGCCAAUUGGACGGCCGUGCCCAGCGAGCCCCCCGCCCUGAAGGUGUAUAGUCCCGCGCCUGGGACGGGGCCGACGACCUUUUGGAUGAGUUGGAAUGGGGCGACGGAGGUGGAUCAUUGGAAUAUCUAUGCGGCAACAGCGGAGCAGGUGGCGAUGCUGGGGACGGUGGGGAACUCGGGGUUUCAGACGACGUUGACGAGUUCGGCGUAUUAUCCGAGGGCGUUUGUGGAGGCCGUGAGCAGGGAUGGGGCGAGUCUGGCGAAUUCGUCGACGGUGGAUACUUCUCCGACGUUGCCGGGCUGA
Molecule: messenger RNA, 1407 nt
Organism: Aspergillus aculeatus ATCC 16872
Lineage: Eukaryota; Fungi; Ascomycota; Eurotiomycetes; Eurotiales; Aspergillaceae
Product: arylsulfotransferase family protein
Exons: 2
Source: RefSeq, a predicted model, not a curated record